AUGUCAGUGGGCAAUCUGUGUGAGUCGUUUAUCAGUCUAUGUGUGCCGAAUAUCAGUCUGUGUGGGCCGUGUAUCAGUCUGUCUGAGCCGAGUAUCAGACUGUGUGAGCCAUGUAUCAGUCUGUGUGAGCCGUGUAACAGUCUGUGUGAGCCUUGUAUCAGUCUGUGUGAGACGUGUAUCAGUCUGUGUGAGCCGUGUAUCAGUCUGUGUGAGCCGAGUAUCAGUCUAUGUGAGCCGUGUAUCAGUCUGUGUGAGCCGUUUAUCAAUCUAUGUGAGCCGUGUAUCAGUCUGUGUGAGCCGUGUAUCAGUCUGUGUGAUCCCUGUAUCAGUCUGUGUGAGCCGUGUAUCAGUCUGUGUGAGCCGUGA
Mya arenaria is the source of this 366-nucleotide messenger RNA. RefSeq names its product male-specific sperm protein Mst84Db-like. Lineage: Eukaryota; Metazoa; Mollusca; Bivalvia; Myida; Myidae. Bases 1 to 366 code for a protein of 121 amino acids. The transcript is spliced from 2 exons. The record is from RefSeq and is a predicted model, not a curated record.